AUGGAAGUGAAAUAAAAGGUUCUUUGUUUUCAUGGAUUUGGCACAAAUUCAGAGAUGUUAUCCUAUCAAUUGAGAUAGUUCAAGAAAGAAUUUAAAGAUAUUGAUUUCAUUACACUUAAUGGACCUAUUCCAUUAAAUAGGAACGUAAAAUUUUCUAAAAUCUUUUAGGUAAUUAUGGAUGAAAGUAUAGCCAAAAUGUUGGAGAAUUAGAAUAUUUACAGUUGGUUGAAUUUUAUGUAAUUUAAAAACAAUGAUAUUGAUUCAAGUAAGCUUAGAUUUAUAAACUUAGUAUUUUCUCCAGCACUAGAGGAAGUAGUGAAAAUAUUAAAGGAAUAAGGACCUUUUUUUGGAGUGAUGGGUUUUUCAUAAGGAUCUGCUAUUGCUGUUAGGUUAGCCUCUAAAAUUGCUGCUGGAGAGAUUGAUUUAGGCUAUGACUUAAAAUGCUUUAUUUUUGUUUCAGCAUAAGCAAACCAUAUUCCUGAAACAAAAUAAUUCUUAUGCCGAAUUCCUUCCCUUCAUUUAAUAGGGUUUAAUGAUUUUGUUGUGGAUAGGUAAAAAUAAAAAAUCUAUAUUAUAGAUCAAUGGGAUUAGUAGUACAAUUCCUAAAUCCCUAUGUUAUAUAUCAUAAUCAAGGCCAUAAAGUUCCUACAUUAACUUAUGAAUAAGUUAAAGAUCUAAAACGAUUUUUUGAGAAUCCCUUAUAAGAUUGGUCAAAAACAGUCUAUGUACCUAAAUUAGCUAAAUUGUGAUUAUAUAUAUAUUUAAUGAAGAUCAAUAUUUAGUUUAUCACAUAAAAAAUAAUCAAUGUAAAAAAAAAAAAAUACUCUGCUUACAUGGAAAUGGAGCAAAUAAAGAAUUUCAUUCAUAUUAACUAAGAUAAUUUGAGAAAGAAUUUUAAGAUUUAGAAUUUAUUACUUUAGAUGGUCCUAUAUCAAUUAAAAGAAAUGUCCAUGUUUCUUAGGUUGUAAUCCCCUAGAAUUUUGCCAAAAUGAUAGAAAAUAAACCACUUUUUACAUGGGGGAACUUUUUGAAAUUAAAUAAUAGCAAUAUUGAUGCAGGUAUAUUUAGAUUAGAUAAUCUUAGUGUUUUAGGAAUCAUUAGAUUAUGUUAUUAGAAUUCUUAGGGAAUAAGGCCCCUUUUAUGGAGUAUUGGGAUUUUCUUAAGGUUCUGCAGUGGCUGCUAGGUUAGCUACAUUAUUAUAGAAUAAAGAAGUGGAUCUAGGUUAUGAAUUUAAUUAUUUUAUAUUUUCCUCUGGCUCAAUGAUGAAUUUGCCUAAUGGAAGACUGAUCUUUUGCAAGAUUCCCUCUAUUCACUUUAUAGGAAUAAAUGACUUUUUAUAUGACAGGUAUUUAGAAUAUUUUAGAUUUAAGAUCUUUAGGAUUAUCAACAUAAUUUUUGAAUCCUUUAGUAAUACUUCAUGAUCAAGGGCACAAAGUACCUUUUUUAAGUAGGUAACAAAUACAAUUGUUAAAACAGUUUUUUAAUAAAGAAAAAAAAGAUUGGUAAUAAUAAAUAUUUGUUCCAAAAUUAUGA
Messenger RNA from Paramecium pentaurelia, 1533 nucleotides. The record is from the annotation of a GenBank genome assembly. Lineage: Eukaryota; Ciliophora; Oligohymenophorea; Peniculida; Parameciidae.